AUGGACUUCGGGAUCUGUGCUGAGGGAGGUGGGCACUGGAGGUGUGGCAAUAGUGCCCGGACCAUCCAGCUCAUCCAGAACCACUUCGUGGAUGAGCAUGACCCCAGCAUGGAAGACUCCUAUCAGAAGCAAGUGGUUAUGGAUGGUGAGACGUGCCUGCUGGACAUUCUGGACACGGCGGGCCAGGAGGAAUAUAGUGCCCUGCGGGACCAGUACGUGCCCACUGGAGAAGGCUUCCUGUGUGUGUUUGCCAUCACCACCACCACGUCCUUGGAGGACAUCCACCAGUACCGGGAGCAGAUCAAGGGAGUGAAGGACUCCAGUGAAGGGUCUGGCUCCAGGUCUGGGACUCUCUGGGACACCCCGGGAUUAUGA
Neomonachus schauinslandi (Hawaiian monk seal) is the source of this 375-nucleotide messenger RNA. Its product is annotated as GTPase HRas-like. The transcript is spliced from 3 exons. Bases 1 to 375 code for a protein of 124 amino acids. Gene Ontology annotation, cellular component: plasma membrane. Lineage: Eukaryota; Metazoa; Chordata; Mammalia; Carnivora; Phocidae. The record is from RefSeq and is a predicted model, not a curated record. Gene Ontology annotation, biological process: Ras protein signal transduction. Gene Ontology annotation, molecular function: GTP binding; GTPase activity; GDP binding.